Messenger RNA from Drosophila rhopaloa, 354 nucleotides. RefSeq lists its product as uncharacterized. Lineage: Eukaryota; Metazoa; Arthropoda; Insecta; Diptera; Drosophilidae. The record is from RefSeq and is a predicted model, not a curated record.
AUGUUCACCUUCUGCCAUGUUUGCCAACCCUCCUUGAAAGUCGGGGGACUCCUCCUAAUGACUCGGAAUAUGUUUUGUUGUAUUUGCAGCAUUAACAUUCCUUUGCAGCCGAAAAUGUCUAUAGAAUAUAUAGUAUAUAUAUAUAUUGCGCAAACAGGCUUAAGUAGAACUCAUCCGAUGUCAUUGGAAAUGAAUCCGGAUCGAAUAUCAAUCAAUUGGCUGGCAGUGACAUUCGAGGAACGGUGUCGGGCUCUAAUCACCCAAAAGAUUCUCAACACAUUUUGCAAAUUGCUUUCAGUUCUCAAAUUGUGGGAAUCGGACAAGGGAACGGGAUUCAUUCAGAGGGUUACUUAA